AAACCUGGCAACCUGGCAUGCUUGCACGGAGCCCGAUUGGCAAUCUGGCAAUGCGGAAAUAGAUCUGGCACCCCCGGAGCCCGGAUUGAGGAGAGAGGCGUGACAGAGCGAGCAGAGAGGAGAGGGGAUUGAAUUGACAAAGAUAAAAUAAUCAACUUUCUUUCCCUCCAAGCUUUUUCUUUUCUUUUUUUUUUUUUUUUUGAAUUAAAGCGCUCAGGUGCGCUCCUCUGCACCAGCUGGGAAUUUUUUUCUCUCCAGCGUUUGUUUUUUAUUUUAUUUCACAAGUCAGAGAAGAGCGGAGAAGAAGUGCGUCUUUUUGAACCGUUUGGACUUCUUUACUGAGUUUUCCUGCUUUUUGCAUCAAGCAUGGAUGUGUUGGCGAAUUACAGUAUUUUCCAGGAACUCCAACUCGUUCAUGACACUGGUUAUUUCUCUGCGAUGCCUUCCCUGGAGGAGAACUGGCAGCAGACAUGUCUAGAGUUGGAGCGGUAUCUCCAGACAGAGCCCAAGCGACUCUCAGAGCUCUUUGAUGAGGAGCUGGACUGUCUCUUAACGCCAGCCUUCAUGCAGGGUGGUGACAGUGAUGAGGACCUGAUGGACCCCCUCCUACCCAGCCUCCCUGACCAACCCAGCCCACCUCCACUACUGGUAACUCUGCCCAAGGUCCAGACCAAAAUCCUCCAAGUUCCCAACCCCAGCAAGACCCAAGCAGAGGCAGGCACUGAAACCCCCACAGCAAAGGACCAAGUCCUCGCCGGAGUCAGUGCAGCACAGCUUAGUGCCGCUGUUACAUCCCUAACACCGCCAUCAUCGCCAGAGCUCGGCCGUCACCUCGUCAAACCCACACAAACACUGACUGCAAUGGCAGAUGGUACGCUAACGCUCAAACUUGUGGCAAAGAAGGUAGGGUUAGGGGCGGCUAAACUGGUGGCAGCACGAGCGUUACCGUCGCCGCCAAGCCGAGGAGGAGCCCUCAGUGACAGCGAGCAGGGAGGAGGAGGAAGCCUAGGAGGAGACGUACCAGAGAACAAAAAGAGGGUCCAUCGGUGCCAGUUUAAUGGCUGCAGGAAGGUUUACACCAAGAGCUCCCAUCUGAAGGCGCAUCAAAGGACUCACACAGGUGAGAAGCCCUAUAAGUGCUCAUGGGAAGGCUGCGAAUGGCGUUUUGCCCGCAGCGACGAGCUGACGCGACACUACCGCAAACACACCGGAGCGAAGCCAUUCAAGUGCAACCACUGCGACAGGUGUUUCUCUCGGUCGGACCACCUGGCCCUGCACAUGAAGAGGCACAUCUGAGGGAGGAGGAAGGAGCAGGAGAGGGGGAGAAGCAAGAGGAGGAAGAGGAGUAAGGAGGAAGAAGAGGAGGAGGAGGAGGGAGAGGAGGAGGAGAAGGAGGAGGAGGAGAGAUAGGCAGUCGAGCUACCAACCACCCGUCUCGUUCACCUCGUCUAUAAACCAGUCAGCGGCCGUGACGCCUGCAGAUCAUGCGCCUCCAUCUGAGCGGGCCGUGACUAAGGGGGACUGGAGGAAGAAACGAGGAGUAGCUAGAUUGUUGUUUUUCUUUAAAAUUACACAUUCACACACCUGCAAAAGUGAACACCCGUCUUUGAAUGCAUCAUCCCGGUGAACCCCGGCUGCUCUCACGCGGCUCUGGGGUCUUGGACACUGCCAAACCAACGUAUACUUUACUUGCUUGAUGAAAGCUUUUUUUUCUUUCUCUGUAUUCAGUGUGUUUAAACCAUAAAGUCACUUUGGGUGAGGAGACAGUUCAGUAAGGAGACUUUAAAUAU
Messenger RNA from Larimichthys crocea (large yellow croaker), 1790 nucleotides. RefSeq names its product Kruppel like factor 7b (gene klf7b). NCBI's taxonomy places the organism in Eukaryota, Metazoa, Chordata, Actinopteri, Sciaenidae. The record is from RefSeq and is a predicted model, not a curated record. The coding region runs from base 367 to 1296 and encodes 309 amino acids. The transcript is spliced from 4 exons. Gene Ontology annotation, molecular function: DNA-binding transcription factor activity, RNA polymerase II-specific; RNA polymerase II cis-regulatory region sequence-specific DNA binding. Gene Ontology annotation, biological process: regulation of transcription by RNA polymerase II.